ACAUCUAAUUGAUCCAACAAAUCACUGAAACCAAAAAAUCUCAAGCCCCGCCCCAUUCUGCAUCACCACACCGCAUCCAUGGAUCCGGCCGCCCCCGGCGACUCCUCCCUCCUGGACGACUCCACCCAGCUCCGUCGUCCCCUCUGCCCCCGUUUCCCUUCGCUCUCCUCCAGCUUCCGCCUCAAAACAACCCUCUGGUCCGAACUCAGCGGCGCUGUCGGUGACCUUGGAACUUACAUCCCCAUCGUCCUUGCCCUCUCUCUCGUCAACGGCCUCGACCUCGGCACCACCCUCAUCUUCACGGCUCUAUACAACGCCAUUACUGGCCUCCUCUUUGGCAUCCCCAUGCCCGUUCAACCAAUGAAAUCCAUCGCCGCCGUCGCCAUCUCGCCUUCUUCCCACCUCUCCAUUCCCCAAAUCAUGGCCGCCGGUCUCUGUACCGCCUCCACCCUCCUAAUCCUCGGAGCCACCGGUCUCAUGUCCCUCUUCUACCGUCUCCUCCCUCUCCCCGUUGUCCGCGGCGUCCAGCUCUCCCAAGGCCUAUCCUUUGCUUUCUCCGCCGUCUCCUACAUCAGGUACAGCCAAGACCUCCCAUCUGGAAAAACCUCCGGCCCGCGCCCCUUACUCGGCCCCGACGGUCUCCUCCUCGCGCUCUCCGCCCUCCUCUUCAUCCUCCUCUCUUCCGGCACAGAAAACGAAAGGCGACGCCUUGUCCCCUCUGCGCUCAUCGUCUUCCUCGUCGGCUUCAUCCUCUGUUUCAUCCGCGACGCGUCUGUUCUCCGACACCUUAAGUUCGGCCCUGCCCCCCUUCGCGUCAUUACCAUCACGCGGGAAGACUGGAAAGUCGGAUUCUUUCGUGGAGCAAUCCCGCAAAUCCCGCUUUCCAUCCUGAAUUCGGUGAUUGCCGUCUGCAAACUUUCUGGGGACCUGUUUCCCGACCAAGAGGUUUCGGCGGCGGCGGUUUCGGUCAGCGUGGGGCUGAUGAAUUGGGUCGGAUGCUGGUUUGGUGCGAUGCCGGUUUGUCACGGGGCCGGUGGGCUGGCCGGGCAGUACCGGUUCGGCGGCCGAAGCGGGUUGUCGGUUAUGUUUCUCGCGGCAGGGAAGAUGGUUCUGGGAUUGGUGUUUGGUAACUCGUUUGUGAUGAUAUUGAAACAAUUUCCGGUGGGGUUACUGGGGGUGUUGUUGGUGUUUUCUGGGGUCGAGUUGGCAAUGGCGUCGAGGGAUAUGGGAAGCAAAAAGGACUCCUUUAUUAUGCUGGUAUGUGCGGCGGUGUCGAUGAAGUUGAAUGCGGCGGCGGGGUUUGUGUGUGGAUUGGUGAUUGUUUUGGUGCUAUGGAUAGGAGAGGUGGAUUGGGUGGCUCAGUUGAGGGGAAGGCGUGGGAGAACUGUGGAUGACAAGUCAAGACCUGGUGCAACGGAGGAGGAGAUUGUUGGAGUUUAGCGGGAAAAAAAAGGUGUUUGGUUUCCAGCCGCGUGUUUGUUGUGCCUCAUGAGUAAAUUGCAAAUAUUGUUAGAAACAAUUGAUUUUAAAUUGGUUGAGAAAUGCUGUUCCAGUCCUCAAAUCAACAUACUUUUAUUAUUAAUUUCAUGUAAUUGAUAAGAAUUGCAAACUUAAUUUGAUGUAGAAGUUAGAUUC
Messenger RNA from Dendrobium catenatum, 1635 nucleotides. RefSeq names its product molybdate transporter 2-like. The coding region runs from base 79 to 1440 and encodes 453 amino acids. The transcript has a single exon. The record is from RefSeq and is a predicted model, not a curated record. Gene Ontology annotation, biological process: molybdate ion transport. Lineage: Eukaryota; Viridiplantae; Streptophyta; Magnoliopsida; Asparagales; Orchidaceae. Gene Ontology annotation, molecular function: molybdate ion transmembrane transporter activity.